AGCAGCUCAUCCAACGGUAACACAACACGUAAAUCACAAUCGCCUUCAGAGUUCAUACCAUACGUAUCACCAGAUCCAUUCCCCGCCAAUUGAAAUCCAAAUCCGUCCCUCCGUUCACUUCACGCCACACACUCAGCCGUACGAUGAUCGGUGACUAGACCUUACCUAUGUUAUAGGGGUCAUAGAGGUCAUUUCACUGCAGCUCCGUUUCAAUUUCCCGGCAAACUCACGCUCCUCUGUUAAACAUCUCCGUCAAGGGUAUAACCGUAAUUAUGAAAGUUAGAAAGGGGGUAGUUUCGGUAUUAGACUGUCUAUCCCUCUGCAACGUUCCCCAGGCCAAGGGGGCAAAGCAAAACAAAGCAAAGCAAACCAAAGCCGGCUUCUUUCUCUCUCUAUCUCUUUUUCUCUUUUCCUUUCUCGCUCUUCUUUUCAUCAGCUCCAUUUGAACCUCUCAAGCAUCUCGAUCGCUUCUCCUCCAUCAUCAUCAUCGUCUUCAUCGUCUUCUCUAUCUUCUCCUAAACGCCAUUGACGAGAUUGAGAGAAGGAAGGUGAGAAGUGGAGAUCUAAUGGUGGUUUGAGAGUGUAGUAGGGAUAAUGCGGCGGCUGGAAACCCAAGAGGAGCAGUUUGAAGAGAAGGAGGAGAAACCACGGGGACGAUCGCAGAGCCGGCGAGUUACGCCGACGACGAACAGUUCGAUCGUGGAGAAGGUCUUGCUGAACGGGGACGUGUAUCGUGGUGGAUUCGUGGGGAACACGCCACACGGUGUUGGGAAGUAUCUGUGGACGGACGGGUGCAUGUACGAAGGGGAGUGGAGGCGUGGGAAGGGCGGGGAAGGGAAGUUUUCAUGGCCUUCGGGGGCGACCUUUGAGGGUGAGUUCCGGUCGGGGAGGAUGGAGGGGAUCGGGACCUUUACUGGUCCUGAUGGUUGUACGUACCGUGGGUCUUGGGUUGCUGAUCGGAAGCAUGGCUUCGGCCGCAAGUGCUACGCUAAUGGAGAUUACUACGAGGGAUCGUGGAGACGUAACGUGCAGGAAGGGCAAGGGAGGUAUGUGUGGAAGAACGGGAACGAGUACAUUGGGGAAUGGAAGAAUGGGGUGAUCUCCGGCCGCGGGAUUCUCAUCUGGGCCAAUGGAAAUCGGUACGAUGGGCACUGGGAGAAUGGCGUGCCCAAGGGAAGCGGGGUUUUCACCUGGCCGGAUGGCAGCUGCUACGUCGGUACCUGGGGGAAAGACCCCAGGAGCUUGAACGGCACCUUCUACCCGUCGUCGCUGCCGCAGCCUCGAAAGAGAUCCUCAGUGGAUGGGGUGGUGCUUGGGAGAGGGAGCGGCGUCGCGGCGGAGAAGGGUUUUCCUCGGAUCUGCAUCUGGGAAUCGGAUGGGGAAGCCGGAGACAUCACUUGCGACAUCAUCGAUACGCUUGAGGCCUCGAUGUUGUACCGUGAUGGGACAUCAUUUUAUCGGGGAUCGGCGUGUAAUCGGAGGAGUCUGUUGUCUCACGCCGGGGAGGCGAAGAAACCCGGCCAGACGAUAUCCAAAGGGCACAAGAACUACGAUCUGAUGCUUAACCUGCAACUGGGCAUCAGGUAUUCGGUGGGGAAGCCAGCGUCAACCGAGAUGAGGGAACUCGUGGCAGGCGAUUUCGACCCGAAGGAGAAGUUCUGGACGAGAUUCCCUCCCGAGGGGUCCAAGAUCACUCCUCCUCACCCUACGAGCGAGUUCAGGUGGAAGGAUUACUGCCCUAUGGUCUUCAGGCACUUGAGGAAGUUGUUUUCUGUGGAUCCUGCGGAUUAUAUGAUGGCCAUUUGUGGGAAUGAUGCUCUUAGAGAAUUCUCUUCGCCCGGAAAAAGUGGCAGCUUCUUCUAUCUAACCCAGGAUGAUCGGUUCAUGAUCAAAACUGUGAAGAAAUCUGAAGUCAAGGUGCUUAUUAGGAUGUUGCCUAGUUACUAUCAGCAUGUUUGUCAAUAUGAAAACACACUAGUUACAAAGUUUUAUGGUGUGCACUGUGUCAAACCAAUUGGCGGACAGAAGGUGCGAUUUAUAGUGAUGGGCAAUUUGUUCUGUUCUGAGUAUCGAAUUCAUCGGCGAUUUGAUCUGAAAGGUUCUUCCCAUGGACGAACGACUGACAAGGCUGAGGAAGAGAUUGAUGAGACCACCACUCUCAAGGAUCUCGACCUCAAUUUUGUGUUCCGCUUGCAUAAGUAUUGGUUCGAAGAGCUUCUAAGACAAAUUGAUCGGGACUGUGAGUUCUUGGAAGCAGAAAGGAUCAUGGAUUAUAGUCUUCUUGUUGGAGUUCACUUCCGUGAUGAUGCUUCAGCUUCUAAAAUGGGCUUGUCACGUUUUAAUGUUUCCCCAAAAUCCUCUGGCAAGACUAAUUCAUUAUUAGAUGGAGACAUGGUCGAAUUCUGCCUAUCAGAAUCAGAGCAGGAUUGGCCAAAUGGAAGAAACACUCUGAUCCGGCUGGGCGCAAACAUGCCGGCCACAGCAGAGCACAUUCCAAGACGAAGCGAAUCGGAGCCAUUGUCUCCGACCAGAGUAGUAGGACAACGGCGAAAUGGUGAAGUGUAUGAAGUUAUACUCUACUUUGGGAUCAUCGACAUUCUUCAGGACUAUGACAUCAGUAAGAAGCUGGAGCAUGCUUACAAAUCCUUACAAGUGGAUCCUGCCUCCAUCUCAGCAGUGGACCCAAAGCUCUACUCCAAGAGGUUCCGUGAAUUUUUAAGCAGAAUCUUCAUGGAAGAUGAGUGAGUCACAGUCACAGAAGAGAUAUACAUAAAUAUUAUAUAUAUAUAUAUAUAUAUAAGGCAUUCAUCAAUGAUUCCAAAUUUUGGGAUUAAAAGAAUUGGCAACCACUUCAACAUGGUUGCACAUUUGCUGGUGGAGGUGGGGCUGAAUUUUGAUGCUCAGCCAUGGUACGAAAUGAAUCAUUCCUGUACAUGUUUCUCAGGAGAGAUCUAAAU
This is a messenger RNA of Dioscorea cayenensis subsp. rotundata (Guinea yam), 2957 nucleotides long. Its product is annotated as phosphatidylinositol 4-phosphate 5-kinase 2-like. The record is from RefSeq and is a predicted model, not a curated record. Gene Ontology annotation, biological process: phosphatidylinositol metabolic process. Gene Ontology annotation, molecular function: 1-phosphatidylinositol-4-phosphate 5-kinase activity; ATP binding. Lineage: Eukaryota; Viridiplantae; Streptophyta; Magnoliopsida; Dioscoreales; Dioscoreaceae.